Daphnia pulicaria is the source of this 386-nucleotide messenger RNA. RefSeq names its product serine protease easter-like. Gene Ontology annotation, molecular function: serine-type endopeptidase activity. NCBI's taxonomy places the organism in Eukaryota, Metazoa, Arthropoda, Branchiopoda, Diplostraca, Daphniidae. Gene Ontology annotation, biological process: proteolysis. Bases 84 to 386 code for a protein of 100 amino acids. The record is from RefSeq and is a predicted model, not a curated record. The transcript is spliced from 2 exons.
AGGCGUCGCAAUUUCACAUCGGAGUGGCGGGGCUGAGCGCCAAGGCCCGCGACGGAGCCCACACGGCCCGGAAGGGAACGCGAAUGUUGCGCGUCAAUCGCAUCGUCAACCAUCCAUCUUACAAUCCGUCCAAGAGCAAAGUGGCCGACGACAUCGCCCUGAUUCAAUUGGACCAGGAAGCCGAGUGGAACGAUCUGGUCCAGCCGUCCUGUCUCCCCAAUCCAGACAAAGAUUCCUACACCGGAAUGACCACCGUGGCAGGAUGGGGUCUGACCAACGAGAUCCAAAACGAGAAUUGGUGUAAUUUACCGGGGGAUAGAGAAGGAAUGAAAACACCAUAUAUAUUUAAAAAAAAAAAUCUGUAUUUCUCAGGAUCUCAGGUAUAA